GUAAUUCUUUUGUUAGUUUUUUGUUCAAAUCUCUCUCUCACUCCUCUCUUGAUCCAUGAAAUUCAACAAUAAUGACGAAUUUCGAGUUCCAGAUUGUGUCUUUACUUGUAAGUCAUUGACAAACUUGGAACUAGAUUUGUCCACGUCCUAUAAGAUUAUUCUGCCGAAUUCUAUAUCAUUACCUCGUCUCAAAUAUCUGAGACUUAGGAACACUCGGUUUAAGCAUGAUGAGUUAACCAAGUUAUGUUCAAGUUGUCCUGUUUUGGAACACCUGGAUUUAAGUGGCGUUCGUAGUACUAAACCUUUAAGCAUCACUAUAUCUUCUGUUACACUUGAACACUUGGUUAUAGGUGGCAUUAGUACUACUGCAGCUAUGAACAUCACUAUAUCUUCUGUUACACUUAAGAACUUUGAAUUACAUAUUGAUAAAUCAAUUCGGAACACAUUGAGGUUAUAUGCACCAAAUCUCGUGUAUUUGUUCUUAUCAAAUUUAGACUAUUUGUUGUUCGAAGAUGUUUCUUCUCUGUUCAAGGCUGAUGUUGGUGUACAAGUAAAACCACGAAAACCAAAUGACGAGUUUCCUAUGGUACAUGCUGCGGCCGAUACAUUAGAAUCUCUAAAACCACUUCAUAAUGUGAAAGAACUAACAAUAUCAUUUCAAGAACUCAAGCAUGUUGGAAGAGUCGAGGAACUAUUACAAAAGCAACCUUUUCAUAUUUAUAAUCUGCAACGGCUGGAGCUGCAAAAGAUGAGCCUCUCAACAGAAUCUGUGCAUGUAAUUGCCUCCUUGCUCAAGAUCUCGCCUGUCCUAGAAUCCCUUGUAGUGCAACUUUGUCAGGACGUGGAAAACAGUGACAAAUCCGAAUCCGAUGAGGCAUCAGAUUUUGGUUCAGAGUCGGAAGAGGAGAUGGAGUUAGCUCUGCAUAGUGGUGAGACAACUCUCGGUUUAGAAGGGCAGUUCACCAGCACCAUGAAACAACUCAAGUUUGUCGAGAUUAGUGGUCUAGAAGGAAGUGAUAGUGAACUGAAGUUUAUAGAAAUUUUGCUGAAGAAUGCCAUGGUCUUGCAGAAAUUGGUCUUGAAGAAGGACCCAACUGGAUCAAGUAUUGAGGACAUUACGAAGUUUUGCGAGGAGGUGGACAAAUUUCCAGUCGCCUGUUUGUCUUUGAAAAUCUAUUUCUUUUUCUUUAAUUUGUGAAGGGGAUAUCAUUAUUCAAGGAUAAGAAGUUAUUGUACAUCUUUUGCUAAUAGAUUAGACACCAUAAAAGAAACUACAUUAUUACAGUAGUCUU
Messenger RNA from Papaver somniferum (opium poppy), 1292 nucleotides. RefSeq lists its product as uncharacterized. The record is from RefSeq and is a predicted model, not a curated record. Lineage: Eukaryota; Viridiplantae; Streptophyta; Magnoliopsida; Ranunculales; Papaveraceae. The transcript has 4 exons. The coding region runs from base 56 to 1198 and encodes 380 amino acids.